AAGGGCAUCAGAACAGAGCCAGCGCUCGCAGGGAAGACCCAGUCACCAGUCUACAAACCAUCCUUCUAUUCAUCCAUCCAUCCAUCCCAUCUAUCUGCCAUGGCACUGGACAGCGACAACUCAAGCCAAGACAUGUUCGGCUAUGAUCAGUACGAUCAUUUCGAGCAGGAGAUCGGCGGCGCCUCGGUGGUGCGUCGCAAUGCCCGGGAGCGCAACCGGGUCAAGCAGGUCAACAACGGCUUCAGCCAGCUCCGGCAGCACAUUCCCGUGGCUGUGAUCGCCGAUCUGAGCAACGGUCGGCGCGGCAUUGGUCCGGGGGCCAACAAGAAGCUGAGCAAGGUCAGCACUCUGCGCAUGGCCGUCGAGUACAUACGUCGGCUGCAAAAGGUCAUCGAUGAGAACGAUCACAAGCGUACUGAUCAACAGCAGCAUCAUCAUCACCAUGUGCAGCAGCAACAUAUGCUCUUCCAGCAACAGAACUUGCAGUUACAGCAGCAACAGCAACAGCAACAGCAGCACUUGUACGCUCUCCAACAGCAACUUCAGCUCAGCUCUCCCACCGGCAGCGUCAGCUCCUGCAACAGUAGCAACAGCAGUUCCUCCUAUUACAAUGCAGCAUCGGCGACAGCAACAGCAACAGCCAAUUUGGUGCAGCCAACGGCAGUCACAACGAAGUUGGAGUCUAGCUACGAGGACUACCGCAACAAUUCCUGCAGCUCUGGGACCGAGGACGAGGACAUCCUCGACUACAUCUCGCUCUGGCAGGAUGAUCUUUAAGCGGAUCCGUGCGAGUACACCUCUGCCACGUACGAUCCACCGCUAGUCGCAACCACACAACGAACCAUUGAUUGGCCCGCCAAGUAUUAUAUACCUCUCGCACCAGCAAAGUAUUGUAUUUUUCCAGGCACAUUCAAAGCAUCCUUUUUUUUGCCUGUACAAAUUAGUUCUUAAGAGCCCUGAAUGUGCCUGGUUAUUAAAUAGUUUAUAAGACUGUUCCAACCCUAAGAUCUAGCUCAUAAUGGAAGACAAUUUACUAUUAAGAAUCUCUUUUUUUUACAAACAAACAAACAUGGAGGACAUUAAACUGAUAAUAUUUAAAAACUAA
This is a messenger RNA of Drosophila miranda, 1105 nucleotides long. Its product is annotated as achaete-scute complex protein T5. Bases 100 to 777 code for a protein of 225 amino acids. NCBI's taxonomy places the organism in Eukaryota, Metazoa, Arthropoda, Insecta, Diptera, Drosophilidae. The transcript has a single exon. Gene Ontology annotation, molecular function: DNA-binding transcription factor activity, RNA polymerase II-specific; RNA polymerase II transcription regulatory region sequence-specific DNA binding; protein dimerization activity. The record is from RefSeq and is a predicted model, not a curated record. Gene Ontology annotation, cellular component: RNA polymerase II transcription regulator complex. Gene Ontology annotation, biological process: positive regulation of transcription by RNA polymerase II.